Paramecium pentaurelia is the source of this 1101-nucleotide messenger RNA. Lineage: Eukaryota; Ciliophora; Oligohymenophorea; Peniculida; Parameciidae. The record is from the annotation of a GenBank genome assembly.
AAUGAUUGGCAGAUAAAUCUUUCGUGCAUUUUCAUCAACUACAGCUCCUUAUGUGUGGGUUAAUAAACAUACCAAGGUGAUCUGUUAAGGUAUCACUGGAAAUUAGGUAUUUUUUGAUAUUAAAUAAUUAUAGGGUACCUUCUAAACAGAACAAGCAUUAAACUAUUUCACUAAAAUGGUUGGUGGAGUAUCACCAAAGAGUAAAAAUUGAAGUUAUAAGAUAGAGGCCGGAAGCACUCAUCUUGGAUUACCUGUAUUUAAGAAUUGUCAAGAAGCCAAACAAAGCACAGGAUGUGAUGCCUCAGUUAUUUAUGUUCCUCCUCCUACAGCUGCUGCAGCUAUCAUUGAAGCAAUCGAAGCCUAAAUUGGUUUAGUGGUAUAAUUACUAUUAGUAUGUAAAGGUUGUUAUUACAGAUGGAAUCCCAUAACAUGAUAUGAUUAGAGUCAAACAUGCUUUAAGAUCUUAAUCAGUCACUCGCGUCAUUGGUGUAUGAACAUAUUACUUAUAUAUUCAGCCUAAUUGUCCAGGAAUUAUUAAACCAAAUGAAUGCAAAAUUGGUAUUAUGCCUGGAUACAUUCAUUAAAAUGGAAAAAUUGGUAUUGUCUCAAGAUCUGGUACACUUACUUAUGAGGCUGUUGAUUAAACAACAAGAGCUGGAUUAGGAUAAUCAACUGUUGUUGGAAUAGGUGGUGAUCCAUUCAAUGGAACUAAUUUUAUUGAUGUUUUAGAAAGAUUCAUGGUUGAUCCAGAAACUGAAGGUAUUUUUUAAUUCUAAUUUAUUUUAGGAAUUGUUAUGAUAGGAGAAAUCGGUGGUGAAAAUGAAGAAAUGGCUGCUGAAUGGAUUAAAAAUAAUAAUCCAAAAAAUAAACCAGUUGUUGGUUUCAUUGCUGGUAUCACAGCACCUCCUGAAAGAAGAAUGGGACAUGCAGGAGCCAUUGUAUCUAGUAAUAUUACUAUUUUAUUCAUUCUUUAGAGGGAAAGGGAAGUGCACCUGAAAAAAUUAGAGCUCUUGAAUAGGCUGGAAUUAGAGUUGUGAAAUCACCUGCUUAAAUUGGUAAAACUAUGUUGGAAGUUAUGAAAGAAAGAGGAUUGGCAUGAGU